AUGGACACCUCUACGUAUUUACCACUCAUUAUUGGAGUACUUAUUUUCUUAUAUUUUAUUUUCAAAAAUAAAAAUUACUCCACUUCUAAACAAGUUCCUGAGCCAGCCGGUGCCUGGCCCAUAAUCGGUCAUCUCCACUUAUUAGGUGGCACCGAGCAACUUCUGUAUCGAACGCUCGGCGCCAUGGCUGAUAAUUAUGGGCCAGCAUUUAAUCUAAGGCUUGGCACUCGCCGAGCCUUUGUGGUUAGUAGUUGGGAAAUGGCAAAAGAAUGUUUUACUUUGAAUGACAAGGCCUUAGCCAGCCGGCCCACAACUGUGGCUGCAAAGCAUAUGGGCUAUGGUUAUGCGGUUUUCGGGUUUGCACCUUAUAGCCCUUUUUGGCGCGAGAUGAGAAAAAUUGCGAUGUUUGAACUUUUAUCAAAUCGAAGACUUGAUGCUCUCAAGUAUGUUCAAGUGUCCGAAGUGGAUAUCGGGAUCCAAGAGUUAUACAAAUUGUGGGUCGAUAACAAUUCUGACAGACCAAUACUCGUAGAGCUCAAAAGGUGGUUCGAGGACUUAACACUAAACGUUAUCGUUAGAAUGGUAGCCGGAAAACGUUAUUUUGGCGCCGGAGCAACGUGCGAUAACGAUGAUGAAGCUAGGAGAUGUCAAAAAGCAAUAAAUCAAUUUUUCCAUUUAAUUGGAAUUUUUGUACCAUCAGAUGCAUUUCCAAUUUUGGGUUGGUUUGAUAUAAAUGGACAUGAAAAAGCCAUGAAAAAAACAGCUAAAGAACUUGAUUUUAUACUUGAAGGAUGGUUAAAAGAACAUCGUGAGAAAAGAAAAUGUACAAGUAUUGAAGUUAAGAGUACUACUGAUUCCGCGGUACAAGAUUUUAUCGAUGUCAUGUUAUCACUAGAAGAAGAAGGGAGACUCUCUAAUUUUCCAUAUGAUGCUGAUACAAGUAUCAAGUCUACUUGCCUGGCACUUAUUCUUGGAGGGAGUGACACAACAGCAGGGACAUUAACAUGGGCCAUUUCAUUACUACUAAAUAAUCCUAAAAUAUUAACAAAAGCACAAGAAGAAAUUGAUCUACAUGUUGGAAAAAAUAGACAAAUUGAUGAAUCAGAUAUAAAUAAUUUAAUUUAUAUUCAAGCUAUUAUUAAAGAAACAUUACGAUUAUACCCUGCUGGUCCAUUAUUAGGACCAAGAGAAGCAAUGGAUAAUUGUGAAAUUAGUGGCUAUAAAAUUACCCCUGGUACUAGAUUAAUAGUAAAUGUGUGGAAAAUCCAAAGAGAUCCAAGAAUUUGGGAAGAUCCUGAUUGUUUUAAUCCAGAUAGAUUCUUGAUGAGUAAUGUUGAUGUGAAAGGUAAAGAUUUCGAGCUCAUUCCAUUUGGUUCUGGUAGACGAUCUUGUCCUGGUGCUUCUCUGGCUCUACAAGUUCUUCAUUUGACAUUGGCGCGUAUUCUUCAUGCUUUUGAGUUUACUAAGCCUAUUGAUGGUCAACCUAUUGACUUGACCGAGAGUCCGGGGUUGACUAUACCUAAAGCAACGCCAUUGGAUGUUCUCAUUGCUCCGCGCCUCAGUGCCAACCUUUAUGGUUGUUGAUGCAUUUGUUA
Solanum tuberosum (potato) is the source of this 1595-nucleotide messenger RNA. Its product is annotated as cytochrome P450 82C4-like. Lineage: Eukaryota; Viridiplantae; Streptophyta; Magnoliopsida; Solanales; Solanaceae. The coding region runs from base 1 to 1584 and encodes 527 amino acids. The transcript is spliced from 3 exons. The record is from RefSeq and is a predicted model, not a curated record. Gene Ontology annotation, molecular function: heme binding; monooxygenase activity; iron ion binding.